Messenger RNA from Poecilia reticulata (guppy), 868 nucleotides. RefSeq names its product ciliary associated calcium binding coiled-coil 1 (gene cabcoco1). Lineage: Eukaryota; Metazoa; Chordata; Actinopteri; Cyprinodontiformes; Poeciliidae. The record is from RefSeq and is a predicted model, not a curated record.
AUCACUUGACCUGUGACUGCGCCACGCCCUUCCCUAACCUGCGUGUUCCAGAUCCAUGGAAAAGGAGAGUCUCAGCAGGGAGUUGGUCUUCUGUCUCCGGCAGUGAGGAAGAUGAUGAAGAUGAAACCCAAGGUUCUCGGAUCACAGAAGUCUGCCACUGUUCACCCAGCGCAGCAGCUCCGCGUCAGCCUUGUUCUCCAUCAGGCUCCAUCCGGACAUGGAAGAACAGUUUAACGGCCCGUUGCCAUGACCACCGCAAUGCUAACAUGUCCGGAGAAGAGAAACAAGAAGCGGAGAUCCUGCAGUGGGACGCGCUGCCACUGCAACUAAUACAGGAGCUGCAAGAACACAGCGCCGAGGAGCUUCUGCAUAACAUGGAGAACAUUCUGGGUUUCACAAACCACCAGACCUGUAUCAGAGAGGCUGUCCUCCUUCAGUACUAUUUGUCUGGAUUCUGGUGGGCUAAAGAUGCCAAGUUUAGCCCCACACAGAUCUCUUUCACCAUGGCUGUACUCCAUAUACUGCUGGAAAAUCUAAGAGAAAAACAGAUGAGUUCAGUGGAUAAUAUGGUGGUGUUCAUGAAAGCCAUAACUGCUGCCUGCCACUGUGCUCCUUCUGAAGAAGAUGGAACUUCACUUUUGAACAAUAAUGAAGCCAAAGCACUGAUAUGCUAUGUAACAAAAAGUCUUAUUCUGAAAUACAAACUAUAUGAACUUCUCUUCAUGAAAUCCACAGAGGAGCAUCUGACAGGAAUGGAGAGAACCAUUCAGAGAUUUGGCUGUCAAGAUGCUCAUACCUCACUGGAGGAAAGUAUUUCCACCUACUUCAACUUUAAGUAAAUAAAUUUUAAAUUUCAUAUAACAUUGCA